AUGGCAGUCCUCGAUCGGCGUAGCUUUGUUAUCUCCGAGCGAACGCUGGUCCCGGGUCACUUCAAUGCACUUCUGGCAUCACCAACCAAGAUAGACAAGGCUUGGGACCACACAGCUGCAGUAUCGCAGACAUUGCGGGAACAUUCCACUCCAGCGUCCCAUCUGACGGGAAUCAUAACAAGAGAUCCUAACAAAGACUUGGACAACAACGUCGCUCAUUCAGGACGUAAGCGCACGCUUCGCAGCAUCAGGACCCUCGAUCCUUCCAAGCUCAGUCGUCACGACUAUCUCGACUUCUCUGGCAUCGGCCCCAGCUGCGCGUAUGUCGCGGUGCCGCCGGGUGCUCGCAUUCCGGACGCAGCCGUCAAGACAUCUCCCUUCACCUACAUCCGCCUCUUCCCUCGUGGAUGGCGUAGUCAUACUUUCCCAACGAAUGCCAAAGGGUUCCUAUACUACUACAAGCCUCCACACUCUCCCCCCAUGGCAGGGCAGAUACGGUUCCGCUGCAUGCAGUCCGAUAGCCCGCAAGACUUCGCCUCAGGGUACGAUCUCUGUGGGGAUAACGGUCUUCCAUGGAGCGUUCCGCUUGUCUUAUGCGGACACACCGCCUGCUAUGCACCCAUUUUGGAUGUCGCCCUCCGCGAUGGCUUGAUAUCUCACAAGCUUGUGGACCUCAUGCAGAAGACCCCGACCCCGCGCAAGUUGCCGGUGGCUGAUCGAUUGGUAUAUACUUUGGGUCAGCCGUUCGCUCUACGGAUGGGAGCGGCGGUUGGGCCGACGAUUUCGUUUCUGGGAAAAGACCGCUUUAUUGCGGAUGUCUUGACAACAAUCUCCGGGUCGCCGUCGAAGAGAAAGCCCCUAUACCAAGCCCAGGAUCCUCGUCCCCUCGCCCUUCGGGAGCUCGCGCUCCUCGAGCUUUCAUUUUUUGCCCGCUGGUUGGUGCACACCACGUCGUUCACGGUGUUGCCCAAUGGGGACCACCAGCUCCUUUCUUCGGCGAUCCGCUCGCCACCCCUCCGGGCAUCCGUGCCCUCGCCACUCGCCACUCCUCCGGGCAGCUCGCUGCGCCCUCUCGUCGUUCCGCCUGCCCUCCGGGGCCUCUUACGCGGUGAUCCGCUCACUGCUUCCUCCCCAACCCGGCCCCCCGCCCGGCCGCAUCAUACUCCAUCCCUUCUCCUCGGGCCGGCCCGCCCUCCCUCGAUGAAUCCGCUCGCCAUCACUCCUCCUUGGGCCCGGGCCCCGGUGCCGGCCCCCGUUUGGGUGCAAUCACUUCCCUUUGGGCCGAUCCUCACGCUCAGCCUCCCGAGCCUCCGGCUCUCCGCUUCACUCUCCUUCCUGGCUUGA
Dichomitus squalens LYAD-421 SS1 is the source of this 1344-nucleotide messenger RNA. RefSeq lists its product as uncharacterized. The transcript is spliced from 2 exons. The record is from RefSeq and is a predicted model, not a curated record. NCBI's taxonomy places the organism in Eukaryota, Fungi, Basidiomycota, Agaricomycetes, Polyporales, Polyporaceae. The coding region runs from base 1 to 1344 and encodes 447 amino acids.